Messenger RNA from Mytilus trossulus (common blue mussel), 2264 nucleotides. RefSeq names its product ETS-related transcription factor Elf-3-like. Lineage: Eukaryota; Metazoa; Mollusca; Bivalvia; Mytilida; Mytilidae. The coding region runs from base 91 to 1725 and encodes 544 amino acids. The record is from RefSeq and is a predicted model, not a curated record. Gene Ontology annotation, biological process: cell differentiation; regulation of transcription by RNA polymerase II. Gene Ontology annotation, molecular function: DNA-binding transcription factor activity, RNA polymerase II-specific; sequence-specific DNA binding. Gene Ontology annotation, cellular component: nucleus. The transcript is spliced from 9 exons.
UUUAGUUAAUGCAAUUUCAAUGAAUAAGAAAACAAAGUUUAGAUGUAAAUGAUUUUUUUCAGGAAUUCGAAUAUCAGGUGAAAUGCAUUGAUGACAGGAAAACCGCCAACAUAUCAAAGGACGAAUCACGUGGAGAAAUAUAACCAAAACAUGCCAACGGCCGGUACCGGUGGACAAUUUUGCAGCAUGCUUGACGACAUUGAACACUUAUCGCAACAUCCACCUUACUUUAGCGAAUUUCCUACACACGAGAGAAUGAAUUUUGAAUUUGCAGAUAUUUUAUGUGAUUCUUAUACAGACGCUGCACGCGCAGAAAAGCGACAAUUGCCAUCUGAUCUCGGAUACUAUCAAGAUACAAAUUAUUGUGCAAACACAAACAAAGGUUCAAUGAGUAGAACCUGCAGUAUGUCCAGCGAGGAAAAUCAACUUGAGACAAUCGGAGAUAUUCAGUAUAACAACUGCUGUACAAACGAAUCGGACCUUAAUCAACAUUCAAUGAAAUCAUUCAAUGUAUGCAACACUACUAACACAAUGUGCAACAACAGUGACUUAUUGUGCAAUAGUUCAGAUCGUGUGUGCAAUAAUGUGGAAAGAUUGUGCAGCACUAAUGAUAGAAUAUGUAACAAUCCAGAACAACAAUUGUGCAGCAAUACCGAAAGGACAUGCACCAAUACAAACAGAAUAUACAAUGUUUCUCCACCUGGAUCUCCAGACGUUUGCCGAUGGCGUAAUAAACACCCAGAAAACUGGAAUUCAAAGGACGUUCUUGAUUGGCUAUUUUAUACUGCAGAGAAGUGCAACUUAGAGUUUAGUAAAUUACAUUCAGAGAAUUUUCAGUCAAUAUCGGGAUCAGACUUAUGCAAACUGAGCAUUGAAGAUUUUGAACGAAUAGAAUCUGUGUAUGGGCGAAUGUUGUAUUCAUUAUUCAAAGAUCUACGAGAUGGUUUGUCGUUUACCAAACCCCCAGAGGUAACCGAAUAUAUGGAUUUAGAUGAAGUGGACGUUUUUGAUAAAAGAUCUCAGAAGACAUUGUAUCACAUGAAUUCCGAUCCAGGUUUAUACCCCUACAACAAUAAUAAUGUACCAGAAAUUCCACGCUACAGAGAGGAAAUAAAGGUAGAAAGAAGCCCUGGGCCUUAUGAUUUUCAUCCUGGCUUUCGAUAUGGAUGUGGAAACCAGCCUUUACAAACUAUGCAUGAGUUCCCCCAUUUUCCACCACCACAUCAUCGAAUGAACCCAUGUUCACCUCCAAGUAGUCAGUUCAUCCGUAGAUUUCCUUCAUCCAUGCCACAGCCUCCAAACAGAUGUUCUAUGCACGAGAAUGUUCAAGCCCAACCUCCUCCUCCUAUACAAAGACGACGACCAGGUAGACCACGUAUUAAAAGUCUACCAACUGACGAAGAGGCCUCACGAGAAAAGAAAGUGAAAAAUCAGCAUUUGUGGGAAUUUAUAUAUGAGGUAUUAAUGAAUCCUAUGUACAAUCCCCAGUAUGUGCGAUGGGAAAAUCAGCGAGAAGGUGUGUUCCGCUUUGUCCAAUCAGAAGCCGUUGCACAGUUAUGGGGCAGUCUUAAAAACAACGACAACAUGACAUACGAAAAAUUAAGCCGAGCCAUGAGACAUUACUAUAAAAGGGGAAUUUUAGAGAGAGUAGAAGGCAGACGACUAGUCUACAAAUUUUCACGUGUUGCAAUGGACCGUGUGAGAGAAAAAAGGCAUUCUAUUUAGAAAAGUACCAACACUGUUUUGUCUCAAUCAUUUGUUGUCCAGCAGACUAAUACAGAAGCAUAUUGAAAAACGCGUCUCGUUUGCAUGGACCGUACAAGAAAAGCAUCAAAUGCCUUUCUCGUUCUGAGAAGUACAGUUGCUUCUUUGCAAGUUUUGCCUUCGAUACAGAGCUGCUGUAUUUUUUCUAAUAGAACCUAUUUUGGUAAACAACGAGUUGAUUGACUGAGUUCGCCAAGAUGAUCCCACAUCAGAUUUAUUCGCUGUAUAUAUGCCAGUACAUUUAAAUACAAUGUCAUCGAAGGAUACAUAAAAUGUUCAUCCGAAUGUGUACUACAUGUUGAUAAACUGUGCCUUAACACUUUAUAAUUCUAAAUUAAAAAAAAAUCUACAGAUGUGAAUAAAUAUGAAAUUAUUGAAAGUGCUUUAUAUAAUCUGUGAUCUGCAAAACAUGUAUUCGUCAAAGAACAUCUGCUUUGUUUAUUGCAAAAUGUUCGGGAAUGACAAUAUAUAUUUUCAAAUUUUAUUGAUGUAAAUAAUGA